UUCAUCUCAACACAUUUUGCAAUUUUAAUAAUUUCAAUUUGUCUCUGAAUUUUCUCUCUUCUCUUUGUUCUUGCUUCUUAGUUUGAUCUAUGCAUAUGGAUUCUCUUUCAUUUGUUGGGAUUUCAUGCAUCAUCUUUUUGAGUUUUCUAUGUUCGUCUCAAGGCCAUAAGUUGUAUGUUGGUGGCAAAGAAGGUUGGGUUUUAAAGCCGUCUGAAUCGUACGACCAGUGGGCUAGAAGAAAUCGUUUUCAAGUCAAUGACACUAUUGUUUUCAAGUACAAGAAAGGACAAGAUUCAGUUAUGGUAGUUCAUGACAAUGAUGAUUACACCAAAUGCAACAAGACAAGUCCCAUUCAUCACAUGAAAGAUGGACAUUCAAAACUCAAAUUUACAAGAAAUGGCAGAUUUUAUUUCAUCAGUGGCAAAGAUAACCACUGUGAACUAGGCCAAAAGCUUCUAGUAGUUGUACUAUCUCCAGAUCACCACAAGUCCUCAUCACCUGUCACUCCAACACCGGCGAUUUCUCCGGUCAUUGCUCCGACUCCUCCACCCUCUCCAGGGUCAGUUUCACCGGCUCCGGCUCCGGCAAAGUCGGAUGCAAUGAGUGUUGGUGGUUCAAGUGUGUUGGUUUGGGUGUUUAGUUUGAUUAUGGUAGCUGUUUUUUGUGUAAUUUGAUUCUUAGUUUGUUGUGUUAUUUGGAUUUUAUUUUGUGUGUUUGGCUAGGUCUAGCUACAUAGAUUGUUUUUUCUGAAGUUGUGUUAUGGCAAUUAUAAUCUAUUUUACUUCAUUUU
This is a messenger RNA of Capsicum annuum, 790 nucleotides long. Its product is annotated as early nodulin-like protein 1. Gene Ontology annotation, molecular function: electron transfer activity. Bases 90 to 674 code for a protein of 194 amino acids. The transcript is spliced from 2 exons. Gene Ontology annotation, cellular component: plasma membrane. The record is from RefSeq and is a predicted model, not a curated record. Lineage: Eukaryota; Viridiplantae; Streptophyta; Magnoliopsida; Solanales; Solanaceae.